UUCAGGUCGCUAACGUACCGCGAAUUGGUACGCGCGACAGGUUCCAAUCAGAAAUUAUGAAUCCUGUGGAACUUUUGUCUAAUCUCUAUGCACUGAGACAGUUAUAUGGACUCCUUCAAAAUGGGGAAGAUGGCUUCGAACGUAUAAAUUCAAACAAUGUGGGCAAAGCUUUGGAUGUGAGAGCGCAACAACUAUUAAAAGAUCUUCUGGAUGACGCUACUGACAAGAUUUUGAAUACUCAUUCAAAGAUCACAGCAGCUCGAUCAGGUUUUGAUAGCACACCCUGCUCUUCUCAAGCAGAGCAACCCAAGGCGGUGCCUAAGCUAAAUUCUGUUUUGCCAGCAACAGUAAAAUCACCUCUUGAUACUGUCCUGAAUUAUGGAAAGGAUUCUAAAAGCUGCAAGAUCACUUCAAAAACGGAUGAGCUGUCACCUAAGAAGCCCGAGGGAGCAAGUCCAGAGUCUAAAAUGAGCACCUCAACAGACCUACCUGAAUACAAAAGGAAACGGUGCCGGAUCUGCUUAGAAAGCAAUCUGAACAAACAGUACUCAGCCAAGGAGUCAAAAAUCUCAAAUGAGAAAGCCAAGGUACCUGGCAAAAACAGUCAGAUUCAAGAUCAGCGGCACGAUUGGCUUAGUCAUCUGAAUCGUAUUGAUGAGCAUGCUAAAAGACUACAAAAAUCGAAUGGCAUUGGUGAAACUCUUGGUAAUCCAAGCAUUGAUAGUUUGGGUGCUUGUUCCUCAGUCUCUCCAACAAGGGAUGGCAAGCAAGAACUUGGUCUGAUAAAGGAAAAGUCAGACGAGGCUAGUGAUUACUCUAAAGUUGUCACAAAUGCAAUCAAACAAAUUGAGUCCGGAAUUUUGGCUUUGCAAUUGAGUUCUACUGACUUGGCGGAUUCUUUCGAUAAUGAUGUUGAUGUUUCAGUUAGUCCUACUCCUAUAGUACACACAGAAGAGCAGGUAGUUGGUACUAGUACUAGAAGAGAUCAGCCGAGUGAUAGGAGCGAGUCAUUGUCUUUGUUAGGUGGAACUGAGCUGCUAACUUGUCCGGCAAGUCAACUACUGUCUCAAAAGCAUGAGAAUCCAACUGGGAAGUUUGCUUCUAGGGGACAUGAAUCUUUAAAGGCCAUUAUGGAGAGAUUUGAAUCUCUUAGUCAACCAGUGAAUCAGAAUUUUAAGAUGGCAAGUUAUGUUAAUGGGCUAAGGGUCCCCCCAACUCCAACUCAGGAUGAGGUAGAUAUGAAGCCUGCCAUGCAAGUGAAGACGGAUCAAACAUCUCAAAUCAGUCUGGGGACAAAUCCACCAAUGAGGAGCAAAAAGAUCGCAAGAUCUAAACCGUCCAUGCCACCUCAGUCGAGGGGGUCCAAAGCUUCUUCAGUUGGACUUGGACCUGGCAAGAAGUUGAAUCAGAAGCGGACAAGAAAAACAACGAGACCUCGUAAUCAGAUGAUCAUGAAGCCAGUUCUGUUAGAUGAACACAAGUCCAGUGAGAGGAGAGGGAGCUACAGGAUGUCUUAUGUGGGCCAACAGAACAAGGUCAUGCCACGCAAGCAAGUAUUGGAAGAGGAGACUAGCUCAAGUACCUCAAAGUCCCAAACAUGGUCAACCAGUGAGCAAACUGAAACUGAAAGCAGCGCCAGUAGUAAUGAAUAUUCUAAGGAGGAUUACUGGAGUCCAAGUCAGUCUUCAAGACGUACGCGUGACAUUCAUAUGAGAAGUGGACAAAGGUCGAUAAGAGUGACGACACAAGAUAGUAGUUCACUAAUUAAUAGCUGUUGCUCCUCCUCCUCCCCAUCAGAGGGUCUCUAUAGCCAUAAAAGAUUACAAACGGACAAGCCCGUUGGACGGUUAAGGAAGCUCAAGAACAAGUUGGGACUCAUCUUUCACCACCAUCACCACCACCACCACCAUCAUCAUGGAAAUGUUAACAGUGAUGAUGAUCACGGCCAUUCUACAUGGAAACACCUACGGAAGAUGAUGUUGCAGGGCCAAAAAGCCAAGCAGGGCAGUGAUGGUCAUCAAGGAGGAGAAAGAGGAGGGGUCAAAAAAUCGUUGUUGAAACUGAAAACCAUGUCACAUAAUAAUAAGAAGCAGCAGCAGGGGCAUUUUCAUGCACUGGCGGAAGGGCUGUUGAGGCACGUUAGGCAUUCAAAGAAAUCAAAUAAGUUGUCGAAAGGAGGUGGGAUUGGACGGUUGAGACAUGGCCCUCAUCAAUCUCAUCAUCUUGGCCACGGCCGCCUUAAUAAGAAGAACAAGCUGCAUUGGUGGCACAUGUUUCGGCGACACGGUGGAGUGAAGCUGCCUAAGGCUAAAAGAGGGCGUAUAAAAUUGGGAUUUACCACUAAAAGACGUCCAAAGCUAAAAAUGAAGUAAUUAGUUAAAGCAUGUUGUAAUUAAGUGUAAGAGUAAAUAGAAAUAUAUGAGUAAUUGGUUAUCCUUUUGUAUGAUAUACUACCACUCUACAUAUUGCACCUCAUGUUUUA
This is a messenger RNA of Prunus mume (Japanese apricot), 2482 nucleotides long. RefSeq names its product kokopelli (gene KPL). Lineage: Eukaryota; Viridiplantae; Streptophyta; Magnoliopsida; Rosales; Rosaceae. The record is from RefSeq and is a predicted model, not a curated record.